CUUAAAUUUUCCAUUUAAAAAGCCCGGACGACAAGAGCCUCAAUUCAUACCUAAAACAUUUUUAUUGUGGUCGGAGUUGAUCUAUCCGAUCCCCAGAUCUUCCAAGUUCCAGCUAUCAAACGCACUGGCCAAUAUACUGACUUGAUACUGGCUCUCUCGAAUUUCGCUCUCCUUUCAAACUGCGCCUUGUCUCGUCUUGUUUGUAAAGUAUUGGCGGAAAGCCGGUAAUCCCUCACUUUAGCCGGGUCAUGCUUAAACGGAACAUUCAGCAUGACUAUCUACGGCAGGAUGGACGACUCUGUCGAUCCCAAUGACGCGAGCUAUGGCGGCAUGCCCUCCCUCACUUCUUCACCUUCGAUGGAGAGACUCGCCAGUUCUGUUGGAUCUAGUCAUCAUAACUUUGACAAUGCCUUCUACUCGCCGUUGUCUUUUGACACCAUAGAACCUUCGUCUUUGGAACUCGUUCAUACCUCUCAUGACGAUUCGUGCCUUGAUAAGUGUAUGGGUAAUUAUCUUCCCCAAGCGAUACACCGGAACUCCUAUGCGCCGCUUUUUCCUUCGAAGUCGCGGUUUGCCGUCCCAUCAUUUUCGUACCCCUAUCAUCUACCCGACAAUAAUGCCUUUCAAUUCCCUCCACAACCUUUUAGCACUCUGUAUUCGGAUGCUUUUUCGAAUAUGGGUUUAAAAUACAACCUAAGUCACGACAGCAGAUUAGGACACCAUACCUCCAGCAGCGAAUCACUCAUUGGCAACCAUUUUAACGCCUCGGACCUAGGAAUACCACAGCAACGCUCGGUCCCUGAUGACUGUGCAUCCAUAAACUGCAGCAAAUAUUCGUGCUCAAGCGAGUGCUGUUCUACUCAGGUCUGUCAAGAAGAAGAAUGCUCCGGUGAUGGGACUCCCUGCGACGAUCUUCAUUGUUUCGACGGUACUUCUCAACCUCUUGACGAUAUGUGGGCUCUUAACCAAGGCUGGCAUAAUUCCCUACCGCCAGAGAUGGUGCCGACUUUACACAACCAGCCUUGCAACCAUACGAACACGGAACACGAUGUCGCUAUCACUUUACGGGAUUUGAGUGCGCCAGGUGCUUCAAAUACCCAGCAGCACCAGCAGGAGCAACAGGAACAUGACGACGGCUCACAGUCAGCAGAUUUUGCUCGCUCUCUAUCCUUGCCCGUCCCUACUCAUACAAGCCUUUCGCCCACCCCCGAUGUAGACUUAAUACCGCCUCUACUGGAAGAUUCUUUGAUGCAGCCGGGUAACAUAACCGAACAUAUAUGCCAAUGGGUUACUACCCCUGAGGGUUCAGGCGCCCAGGGGAGAAUCUGCGGGCAUGUUUGCCACGACCCAUACGCUCUUCACGAGCACCUAUGUAACGAUCAUAUCGCUUCGCUAUCAAAUAAGACGAAGUAUCUUUGUCUUUGGAAGGGUUGUACACGUCGUGGUGAUCAAGUAUUUGCAUCGCGUAACAAGCUUAGAAGGCAUUUAGCAACACACACCGCUUACAAGCCUCAUAAAUGUGAGAUAUGUGGUGAGGGAUUCUCAGCACAGCAGGCCCUUGACCAGCAUGUCAGAACACACACUGGCGAGACACCAUAUAAGUGCGACUAUGAAGGUUGUGGCAAGGCUUUUAAACAGAAGAGCGCCCUAACAAUGCACAAACGCACACACACAGGAGAGAAGCCGCUAGAAUGCGAUAUAUGCGGCAAACGGUUCUGCGAAUCGUCCAAUUUAUCAAAACAUAGAAAGACGCACAAUCCCGAUUUUAAAUUCAAGUGUGAUGAACCAGGUUGUGGGAGCCAAUUCAUAAGAAUUGAUCAACUUCGAAGGCAUCAAGCGAGGCACGAUAGACCAAAGAAGAAACAGAAGGCUCGCACUGCGGCAGGAUCAUCAUCUUCCGUCUCUCCUACAUUACCAGAAACGCCGCAGGAUUCUAUCCUGCUAGACCACGAGCAGCAGAUUCGAAUCAAAGUAUAACGGCCUUAAAUAUACUUAUAGGUAACCCGGCCUAAGCGUUAAAAAUCGGGAUCGGCGAAGGCACGCCAGAACACUUUUUGGGCAUGACUAUAUUAAUAUCGUCAAUCCAAUCGGUGCAUAUCAGCGCAGGAAAUGCCAGUCCAAGAGAAAGGUGCGCCAAAUUCCGGCAAGGGCUAGUCAGCAGGACACUUGCUCGUUCAUAUACUUUGU
Messenger RNA from Annulohypoxylon maeteangense, 2187 nucleotides. RefSeq lists its product as uncharacterized. The transcript is spliced from 3 exons. NCBI's taxonomy places the organism in Eukaryota, Fungi, Ascomycota, Sordariomycetes, Xylariales, Hypoxylaceae. Gene Ontology annotation, cellular component: nucleus. Gene Ontology annotation, biological process: regulation of transcription by RNA polymerase II. Gene Ontology annotation, molecular function: RNA polymerase II cis-regulatory region sequence-specific DNA binding; DNA-binding transcription factor activity, RNA polymerase II-specific. The coding region runs from base 271 to 1977 and encodes 568 amino acids. The record is from RefSeq and is a predicted model, not a curated record.